UAUAUUUAUUUCAUGCUCUAUGUUAAAGGGUUUACUUACGUAGUCUGUUGUUUUUUGCGUUAUAAAAGUAAAGUGGUCAAAUAAAUCGUUAUUUUUGCCUGAAAAUGGCAGGAUUUACAGAAAGUGCUUUAGUGAAGAAGUUAGUGGACCUUAAUGCAUCGCAACAAAGCAUACAAACUUUAUCUCUUUGGUUAAUCCAUCACAGAAAGCAUCACCCGGUUAUAGUGAAAGUUUGGUUUAAAGAAAUGUGUAAAGUUAAGGAUAGUCGUAAAUUAAUGUUCAUGUACUUGGCAAACGAUGUCAUUCAAAAUAGUAAGAAAAAGGGACCAGAAUUUGGUAAAGAAUUUGGAUUAAUGCUACCAAAAGCCUUUGAACACAUGAAAGGAUUUGACGAUAAAACGAGAGAUCGACUUAAUAGGCUUCUUCAAAUUUGGGAGGAGAGAGGUGUUUAUGAUAAAGGACAAAUUCAUGAAUUUAAGACAGCUUUCAAUUCUGCAAUUGAUAAUAAAAAAGAACCGGGUACUCCUCCUUUAAAGAAGAAAAAAUUGGAUGUUGAAAAAACAAAGAAAGAGAAAAAGGAGAGAAAAAAAUCGGAGACAGAAGUUGAAGUUGAUGGCACCAAAGAAUUACAUGUUACUUUAAGUCCAAGAACACCGGGCGGAGAUCCGCCAGAAACGGAAGAACUUAUCAAGGCUUUAAUGGAUCUGGAAAACACGGCGUCAUCAGAUGCGGGCGUUCGAGAAAGAAUUGCUUCGUUACCUCCUGAGGUUUCUGAAGUUUCAUUGUUAGCUAAUUUGGCUGAUAGGGCAGCUGCUGAUGAACUAAGUGUUGCAGUAAAUGAAGCAGCGGCACUUUUAGCGGAUUAUAACGGAAGGUUGCAGGCUGAAAUGGAAGACAGAAGAAGGCUUCUUGCAAUGCUUAAGGAUUAUACAUUGGCUCAGAAACAAUUACUUCAACAAGCGCAAACAACAUUAGAAGAUUAUAAAGAAAAAUUAAAAAAAGUUUGUUCAGUAAGAGCGGAAGUAAAAUCACAUAUUUCGAAUCUUCCGGAUUUAACACAACUUCCAGACGUUACCGGUGGUCUGGCUCCUCUUCCUUCAGCUGGCGAUUUAUUCUCAAUGCACUAGGCGCAAAGGAUUAAAAUUUACAUGCUACUACUAUUGGUUUAUUAAACCCCUCAAGGUAAAUACAAAAAGCGAAAAAAAAAAGAAUUAUUUUUACCUUAUAUAUACUUUAAAAUUUAAUAUUGUCAAUGUCAGAAAAUCAAAAUCUGAUGAAAGCGUAGAGAAAAUAAUAGUAAACCCACAAAUAGUUUUUGUUACACUUCUACACUGAUUGACUGCAAUUUCCUUAUAUGCGUAUAGGAAAAAGUGUGUAUGAUUUGAAGUGUAAACAUAAUUUUUGGCCACCUUGAAAAAAAAAAAUGAUGUUUCCAUUAAAGGAAUGAAAUUUCAGUAGUGCAUGUAGUAGUGUUGUUACUGAAAAAAAAAUAUUUAUUUUUGGGAAAAAAAUCUUUGAAUUUCGUUCAAAAUUUGAAAAUAUUUGUUAUAUUUACUAAUCUAUACAAAUAUGUGAGUUUAUCAAUAAGAAAAAUGGUCUUUUUUUUGAAGCCCCUUAUGAAAGAGAGUUUUUAUUUUGUCAUUGAAGUUAUUUUGUAGCAAGAAUUUAUUUUAACCAUUGUAUUAGAAUAAUAAUAAAACAAUGGUUUUUAAUAAUAAAGAAAAAUAUAAUCGACUCUUGUUGGCAAAUGUCGAUUAAAAGACUUCCAUAGUAUUUUAAGCAGUAGGAAAAAAAAGUUUUACAAUGAUGUAUUACUUUUUUUUUUUUUU
Messenger RNA from Leptopilina boulardi, 1829 nucleotides. RefSeq names its product regulation of nuclear pre-mRNA domain-containing protein 1B. Gene Ontology annotation, biological process: mRNA 3'-end processing. The transcript has 5 exons. The record is from RefSeq and is a predicted model, not a curated record. Gene Ontology annotation, cellular component: RNA polymerase II, holoenzyme. Bases 105 to 1127 code for a protein of 340 amino acids. Gene Ontology annotation, molecular function: RNA polymerase II complex binding. Lineage: Eukaryota; Metazoa; Arthropoda; Insecta; Hymenoptera; Figitidae.